AGAUGUCAAACAACUUAAAUUGUAAAAAAUAAUAACAAAUAAUUAAAUAACCUAUUAUUUUUUGGGUGUUUAUGUCAUCUGAAGAAAAAAUUCAAUGAUUUUAUUCAUUCAACUGAAUGAGUAACUUAAACGGAAUCAACUGGAGAUGCGGUUUUGAGGAAAUCUUCAUAACAAUUCUGCAAAACAUCAGUCUAGGUUCUUUUAUUCUUUUAGCUAUGAAAUAAAUAACAUUAAUAAACAUGUCAUCUAAAAAUUUUAUGCUCAUCAAGUUGUUUUACCGUUAUUCUACAAAGACACCAUUUGUUGAGGCAGGUUUCAGUGUUCUCACUAGAAGGCAACUGACUUGUUGGAAUCAAAAUAUCAGUGUAAGAGGAUUAAGAUGGUCUGAAUCUUUAUGUAAAACUAAGAAUGAAGAGAAUGCUACCAAGAAGGUGAACCCCAAGGGGGCAGAGGGUUCAUCUAAAAAAACCAAGAAAGAACCUGUCUUAAAUAUUAUAGCUCCUGAAAUUAAAGAGGAACAAGUCGCAAAAAAUUCGAAUAUUGCUGCUUCAAGUCAAAAUUCUGAUACAUCUACUAAUGCACUGCCAGAAGAUCAGUUAAGGAAGGUGAAAAACCAAUCAAAAGAUGCAGAAAAAUCUGUACAAAGUGACGUAAAAGAUAUAGGGAAAAAACGGGUAAAGCUAGACUUAGCUGCUCAGUCUUUAGAGAGAAACUUUAUUACACCAUUUAGAGCAAUGUCUGAGUUCUUAUUGAAACCAUCAGAUUUGGAAAAUUUACCUAGAACAAGAAGAAGAUCACCUUAUGAAUGUGAACCUCCAAUAACAGUUUAUUGGAGAAAAGAUGUAGAGGCAAAAGCCAUGGAAAUUUGGGGAUCUAAAGAAGUAUUAAAUAUGGAGUUAUUGAAGAGGGAUAUUGAAAAGAAGAGAUACCAACAGAAUAUUUUCAUGGUAAAAAGAAGAUUACGGGAUUAUAGAAGAGAAAUAUCAAAAUCUGCAGGCGAAACUGUGAAAGAUAAUGAUCCUGGCUUAUCUGGUAGAUCAGGAAGAGUGGUACUAAUAGCUGUAGGAAUAAAUAUGGCAAAUUGUCUGUUCAAAUUAUUUGCUUGGUUAUACACAGGAUCCCACAGCAUGUUCUCAGAAUGUAUACAUUCCUUGGCAGAUACUGUAAAUCAAGUUAUUUUAGCUUUUGGAAUCCAUAAAUCUGUUCAGCUAGCCAAUUCCUAUCAUCCCUAUGGAUAUAAUAACAUGAAAUAUGUUGCAUCACUUAUAUCGGGAGUUGGAAUAUUUUGCGUUGGUACUGGACUUUCCUUUUAUCAUGGUAUCACUGGUAUUAUGAAUCCAGAACCCUUAUCGGAUUUUUUUUGGGCUUACUUCAUUUUAGGGGGUUCAUUUGUUUCCGAGGGUGCUACUUGUAUGGUUGCUUUCAAUUCUAUAAGAAAAGGAGCUAAAGAAGCUAAAAUGUCUGUACAAGAAUAUAUUUUUAAGAGUAAGGAUCCAAGUGUUAACGUUGUAUUAUUGGAAGAUUUCGCUGCGGUUGUGGGUGUGGUGGUGGCUGCUGGGUGUAUGAGUUGGGCAUCAAUAACAAACAGUCCGAUUCCAGAUGCCCUUGGCUGCCUAGGUAUAGGGUGCAUCUUAGGUUCCGUAGCUUCUUUCAUCAUUUAUUCUAAUGUUGCUGCUUUGGUGGGAAGAUCUAUCCCGGAAGAUGACUUGAACAAAAUAAAUGGCGAGUUAGAAAGCGAUGUAAUGGUGCGAGCAAUCCAUGACGUUAAAGGCAUAGAUAUGGGCAACUAUCUGGUGCGAUACAAAGCGGAAGUUGAUUUCGAUGGAAGGGAGUUAACUAGAUCGUAUUUGGAUAAACAGGAUCUCAAUAUGUUGCUGGAGGAAUGUAAGAAGAUUGAAAAUAUAGAUCAAUUGGAAGAAUUCAUUUUGAAACAUGGGGAAAACAUUGUUGAUUCUGUUGGUGGAGAAAUCGAUAGAAUAGAGAUGAAAUUGAGGAAGAAACACCCUGAAAUCCGCCAUUGUGAUUUGGAAAUAUUGUGAACAUGCUUGAAAAAUCUGUAUAUAAAUAAGCUGAUAUACUUAAUUUCCAACUGUAUAGUAUUUUGUGAUUCUUUUCAUAUGAUUAGGCCAAAAAUUAUCUUUGAUUCUAAGUGAUAAAAUCUUUGAUUAUUUGUUAUUAGUUUAUUGGAAUAGUUGGUUUUUUAUUUAUUUAUCUAGAUUAAAAUUAAAAAUGAGCACUCAACAAAACAAUUGUUCUUAUAUAUUCUUCUAUAUUCCACUUAAACAGGAAGCUUGUUAUAAAUAUGGAAAACUAAAAAAAAUGAGGUUAUCUGCUGAAUAAACAUUGAAAAAAUGGAA
Messenger RNA from Coccinella septempunctata (seven-spotted ladybird), 2357 nucleotides. It is a transcript of the gene ZnT49B, whose product is annotated as zinc transporter 9. Gene Ontology annotation, cellular component: membrane. Gene Ontology annotation, molecular function: monoatomic cation transmembrane transporter activity. The coding region runs from base 240 to 2039 and encodes 599 amino acids. Lineage: Eukaryota; Metazoa; Arthropoda; Insecta; Coleoptera; Coccinellidae. The transcript has 11 exons. The record is from RefSeq and is a predicted model, not a curated record. Gene Ontology annotation, biological process: zinc ion transport; transmembrane transport.